Molecule: messenger RNA, 2416 nt
Organism: Emys orbicularis (European pond turtle)
Lineage: Eukaryota; Metazoa; Chordata; Testudines; Emydidae
Product: butyrophilin subfamily 1 member A1-like
Exons: 14
Coding region: 398-1888 (496 amino acids)
Biological process (GO): T cell receptor signaling pathway; regulation of cytokine production
Cellular component (GO): external side of plasma membrane
Molecular function (GO): signaling receptor binding
Source: RefSeq, a predicted model, not a curated record
CAGUUGGAAGCUGCUGGGUGCAGGGAGAAUGUUUCAGUUCCUAUAAAAUUGCUGUACUUUAUGCAAUAGUUGUCUGAACAGACUGGAGUCAGACGUGCCCCGGGGCAAUGCAGCUGUAGCUGGGAGCCCUUCCUCCGCCACCAGCCUCUGCCCUUCCCUGUAGGAUCCAGCAGGCAGGUGUAGAAAAUGUGAUGGGCAGGGAGAGAGAGAGAGAGGAGGGACCCUAGGGGUGUCUACCCCUCCUUUUUUAUAAUCCUGUCCGCCAUUUGAGAUGCAUUUCCAGCUGGGAGCAAGACACCUCCCGGACUAAGGGUCCAUUUCACUGACUGUGAGAAACUGGAAAUGUCCCAGUGAUCCUGUAACUGCUGGGAAGUUUCUCCUGGGCUCAUGAGUUACAAUGAAGAUGAGGAUUUCCUUCCGCUCGCACUGUGCCAUGGGCAACCCCUCUCUGUCCAGUUACUUCAUUUUCCUUUUUACAAUCCAUGUUCCUAUAUUGGAAUCAGUGAAUUUCAAGGUGAUUGGACCUGAUCAUCCCAUCAUGGUCUCUGCAGGUGAAGAUGCCCGGUUACCCUGUCACCUCUCCCCCAUCAUGAGUGCUCAGGAGAUGGAGGUGCGCUGGUACCGAUCCAAGUUCUCUGAACCUGUCCAUCUGUAUCAGGAUGGAAAAGAUCAGGCUGAGCAGCAAAUACCAAAUUAUCAGGGCAGAACAGAGCUGCUGAAGGAUGGUAUUGUGGAUGGAAGUGUUGUCCUGCAUAUACGCAACAUCACCCCCUCUGACCAUGGGCAGUUUAUCUGUUUCUUCCGAUCACGCGGCUUUUAUGCAGAAACCAUUCUGGAACUGAAGGUGACAGGUCUGGGCUCUACUCCUCGCAUCUCUAUCGACAGCUACCAGAGCGGAGGGAUCCACAUGGUGUGUGAAUCUGCUGGAUGGUACCCGGAGCCCCAGGUGCAGUGGAGAGACCUCAGGGGGCAGCACUUACCAUCCCUGACAGAAAAAAUAACUCAGCAUGGUAACGGCCUGUUUGAAGCACAAAUUUCCAUUAUUGUAACAGAAACUUCCAGUCAGGAUCUGUCCUGCUCUGUCAGGAACUCCCACCUCAACCCAGGGAAAGAGUCUGUGGUCUACAUCUCAGAUCCAUUCUUCCUGAGAGCCUACCCUUGGAUGGUGGCUGUGUACAUACUCCUGGUUGUUGUGGGUUUGCUCACUUUCACAGCAAGCUACUUCUUCUGGAAGCAACACAAGGCAAAAGUGGCGCAUGUUGCAGAGAGAGGGAAACACGUUGCUGACCGUGAAAAGCUCCAGGCUGAUCUUAAAAAGGUCCAGGUUGAGCUUGGAAAGCUCCAGGCUGAUCUUAAAUGGAGAAAAACUCAAGUAUAUGGAGAAGUGAAAGUGACUCUGGAUCCAUACACAGCUCAUCCUGGGCUCAAGCUGUCUGAGAACCGGAAGACUGUGACAUGGGAAUCUAAACAUCAGGAUCUGCCUGACAAUCCCGAGAGAUUUGACGACGUUUUCUGUGUGCUGGGUUCUGAGGGAUUCACUUCAGGGAGAAUUUACUGGGAAAUGGAGAGGAUGGGGGGAAUCUGGGCCAUAGGGGUCGCCAGAGAGUCUGUGAGGAGGAAGGGACAAAUCAAAUUUACCCCCGAGGAGGGGAUCUGGGGGAUAGAACAGUCCAGGGAUCACUACUCAGUUCUCGCCACUCCUGAGGUCCCCCUGCUACUAUGUGAGACACCCAAGAAGGUACGGAUCUAUGUACACUAUGAAAAGGGGCAAGUGGCAUUUUUCAACCCAGAUAAUGGUGAUCUGAUCGCCAAUCUCACAGCUUCUUUCAAUGGGGAGAAAAUAUUCCCCUUCUUCUGGGUCUGUUCCCACCUCACACUAAUCACCUGAGACAUUUGGAGAUCAGAUGUGUUGGUGUCACUAGGCAUAGCUACCAGGUAACUCGGGGGAGUGGAAGGCCAUAAGUGCCGAUGAAACUCCUGCGCUCUGGGUCUAAGUGAACCACAGAACUCCAUCUUGUGAACUUUCACCUACUUCUAUGCUAACUGCUUACAUGCUGAAGCAGGCUGAAGCAAAAAUGUACUGGUCAGCUUUUCUAGCAGACAGCUGUAGUUUCGCUCACAAACACAGUAGAGAUAAGAGCGGGGGAAAGGAAAGGGGAGGGAAAAGCCUCUACGUCUUAACCUGCGAAGGCCACAAAUAAACAGAUGAACAAGAACUUUUCUCACAUACCAAUGUAGUGCCUAUUGUAACUGUUGUCUGGAAGGAAGGCGUAGGGAAGAAACAGACAAAGCCUGCACACAAACUGCUUGGAAUAUAAAAGGGAAAACUUGCUUAUAUGUGCUGCGCUUGAUUUGAGACAUGCUGGUCUCCUAGUGCCUAUUCAGAGCUCUUGAAUAAAGUUGGUUUGCUUCUCCA